CCGGUCCGCCGCCGUCCCGGCAUGCAACGCGGCGGCGGCGACAGCGGCGGCGACAGCGGCGGCGGCCGCCAUGUUGUGGUAGUUUGUUGUUCUCCUGCGGCCGGGCCGCGCUGAGGGGCGGCCGCCGGGCGCUGAAGCCGGGCCCUUCCCCAGGGGCCUUGCCCCCGUCCCAACGCUCCCCGGAGGGCGGCUCGGGGCUCGGAGGAGGUGUGGGGAGCCGGCCGGGGUGAGGCGAGGAGCCAUGGCUGCCGCCCUGGGAGGAGGCGCAGAUGACGACUUUGAUCAAUUUGAUAAGCCUGGUGCAGAGAGGUCUUGGAGAAGAAGAGCUGGAGAUGAUGAGUGGGACAGUGAGCUUGAUGAUGAUUUGCUUGGAGAGGAUUUGCUCGCUGGCAAAAAGAAUCAGUCAGACUUGUCAGAUGAGGAGCUGAACGACGAUCUUCUGCAAAGUGACAAUGAAGAGGAGCACGCAUUUGGUUCCCAAGGUGUCACAGUUAGCCUCGAUGGUACGUCUGGCUUACUUACAUCCUACGAACUCUCUGAGACCAUCAAUGACGAAUCAAUAGAACAUGAGUACGACCAAGGGGAAGAUGAAAUUGGUUACGGCAAAUCUGAAGCACAUGGAGAGUAUGCUUCAGACUAUGCAGAGGAAGGACAUUAUGAAGGCAAUGAUCCUGAACUGACAGAAGACCAAAUAGAAUAUGGGGAAGAGCCUGGAGAAGAUGAUGAAGUGCUAGACCUUGAAAUCAAUGAACCCCUAGAUGAAUUUCCAGAUGAAGAUUACAUGCAGUCAUAUAAUGAACAAGCAAUGGAAGAUCAAGAAUAUACAGCUGAUGAGGAGCUGGAAGAACCCCAGACAAUGACAAAUGAAUCAGAAGAGGCAGCUAUUGAAUCUCUGGAACUUCAAGACCAGACAAAAGAGGAAUCUGAUGAAGAGGAGGAUGAUGAUGAAGAGUCUGGACGAUUACGUUUCAAAACUGAACGGAAAGAAGGAACGAUAAUUAGGCUCUCAGAUGUGACAAGAGAAAGGAGAAACAUUCCAGAAACUUUAGAACUUUCUGCAGAAGCCAAAGCAGCAUUACUUGAAUUCGAAGAAAGGGAAAGGCAGCUUAAACAAGGACGGUAUGGCUCAAGGAGAGGAGGGCGAAGAGGAGGCUCAGUCAUGUGCCAUGGAAUGGGAGAACAAAGGAGAGACAAUAACGAUAGGGGAAGAAUGAAGGAGCAUAGGCCUGCACUGCUGCCAAACCAGCCAUCGACAAUGACUCAUUCACAGAGGUUAAUUCCAACACACCAGCAACCUGUUAGGAGUCUGUUCCAGCACCAGCAGCAGCAGCAACAACAGCAGCAGCAACAGCAGCAACAACAACAGCAGCAGCAGCAGCAACAGUUACAAUCUCUGCUUCCUUUACAGCAUCAGCAUCAUUCUUCUCCUCCUCCAGGGCUACAUAUGCCCCCUCAGAUAGAAACACCUAGAAUAAUGAUGACUCCACCACCAGUGACACCUCAGCAACCGAAGAACAUACACAUAAACCCACAUUUCAAGGGGACGGUAGUGACGCCUGUACAAGUGCCCUUGCUGCCAGUUCCAGCCCAGCCAAGACCUGCCGUAGGACCCCAGAGAUUUCCUGUUCCUCCAGACUUUCAGCAGCAUGCGCCUGGACCCGUUCCUACCACCUUCUCACAGGCCCCAAGGCUGCCAAUCCAGGACCAGUGGAGGGGGCCACCACCACCGCCACCACCACUCCCUCCUCCACCUCCUCAGGAGAGAGAUCCCUUUUUUAUAGGAGAUCCAAGAUUUCCAAGCCAUCACUUGUUUGAGCAGCGGAGCCCCCCCCCACCACCACCUCCCCCGCUUCUGAACAGCGCGCAUCCUGUCCCUACGCAAAGCCCCAUGCCAUUCAGUCAGCCCGGGCCAGCCUUCAGCCAACAGGGGCAACAGCCGGUAUUUCCCAGAGAGAGGCCGGUGAGGCCAAACAUACAGCCUCAAGGCCCGGUGGGAAUUCUCCAUUUCAACCAACCGGGUGCAGCAAAUCCACGGCCCUUCAUUCCUCCGAGACAGCAAUUCCUACAAGCCCCAGGACAGCCCUUCCUCGCCGCACACACGCAGCCUAACAUGCAGGGUCCUUUGCAUCCACCGUUGCAACCUCAGCCCCAGCCUCAGCCUCAGCAGCACCAUCACCAGCAGCAGCAACAACACCAUCACCAGCAGCAGCAGCAGCAACACCACCAUCAUCUCCAAGGACCACCACAGCCCUUGAUGCCCAUGAACCAGCCACAGUUCAGGCCUCACAUGCAGGCCACGCAGCAGCAGCCAAAUAACAACAGGAUGCAGUGUCAGCAGCGGCAGGGUCCGAUGAAGCCAAGACAUAACACACCCUCACAAAAUAUUGUCAAGCGUCCAAAUCAGCAGCUACAGCCAACUGCUCCAAGAAAUAGUAACUUGCGGGAGUUGCCAAUAGCACCGUCACAUGCUCUGGAAGUGAGCAACAACAGGCGAACCUCUACCCCAGCUGCUCAGGUCAAACCCAUUACCAGCACAGCGUCUGCCACCAAGACUGUAGCUGGUGUUGGAAACUCACAGGGACGGCCUGAGGUGAAAGCUAAAGCGAUCACACCAGUGGCCCAAGCAAAACCAGAAGCAAAGUCUGAAACAGAGUAUCCAGAUGAAGAUGAAGAAACUAGAUUGUACCGUUUGAAGAUAGAAGAGCAGAAGCGUUUAAGAGAAGAAAUUCUGAAACAAAAGGAGUUGAGACGGCAGCAGCAGGCUGGUGCUAGGAAGAGAGAACUGCUUGAAAGACUGGCGCAGCAGCAGCAGCAGCAGCCUUCUACGCAGCAAUCCUACGUGCAGCAGGAGGACGACUCUUCCGAGUUCCCCACCAACGGCAACCCUUACGUACCCCACUCUGGCUUACAGACCAGGCAAAAUGUGAAAAACAGACUCCUUGUUAAAAAGCAAGAUAUGGUAGUCCCAAAUACCCAGCCCAAACACACAGAUUACCCACAGGUUGGGGGCAAUAUGCAAUAUCAAGGACAGCAGCUGAAACCAGUGAAACAGCUGAGGCAGCCCAGGACAGUACCUCCAAGUCAGCCUCAGGCAGCACAGAAAAUAUCGCAGACAAAACCUGCUGCAGCACCGCUGCCCUCACCACAGACUGCUCGAGUGGCUUCGGUACAAGCAAGGCCCCAGGAACUGAAACCUGGCAUGAAAAGGACUGUCAUGCAGCGGACAAACAGUGGUAGUGGAGAUGGGCCCCAUGUCGGCAGCAAAGUCAGGGUGAUUAAGUUGUCAGGAGGGCAGGGGGGAGAGGAUGCUGGCUUUUUUCACCCAGAGGGCCAGCCCCAGCGGCCUCAACAACCUCUGGAGCCGAAACAGCAGCCAGUGCGGAAGGUCACAUUGACAAAGGGAAUGCAGCAGCAGCAGCACCAACAGCAGCAGCAGGCACAGAUCCAUUCACCAGCUCCUCAAGGAGUCAAAAACAUCCAGGGAAUCCAUCAACCUAAAAAGGUCAUUAUGCAUGGGAGAGGCAGAGGAGUAGCAGGCCAGAUGGGCCGAGGACGCUUGAUGCCAAAUAAACAGAACCUGCGAGUGGUGGAGUGCAAACCUCAGCCCUGUAUUGUGUCAGUUGAAGGGCUUUCUUCAUCAACUACUGAUGUCCAACUGAAAAACCUGCUGAUGUCAGUGGGACCCAUUCAGAGUUUACAGAUGCUUCCUCAACAACGGAAAGCCAUAGCAAAGUUUAAGGAGCCAGCACAUGCUUUAGCAUUUCAACAGAAAUUCCACAGGCACAUGAUAGAUCUGUCCCACAUAAAUGUGGCACUGAUAGUUGAGUGAUGUCUGCUGAGAAAUACAUACACUAACAGAAGCCUAUUGUGGAGCGACACAAGACACGGUGGCACGACCAUCAGGUUCUGAAACCUUUCAGCUUACAGUCUUUAAUUGCCAUGUUGAACUACAGAAAGCAGCGAGAUGUCCUCAAGAAGAGCAGAACUUGAGAGGGAUCUGCAAAGGUGGAAUUUCUGUUCAGUUUGUUCACGUUCUGUUGUAACCACAUGGAACUACAGAUUUUUUUCAAAAUGCUUACAGUGCAUGCAGACACUGUUCGUCAAGAUACUACUGUGUGACCACAGUGACUUGAGAGAGAACGUUUACACCGAAAGAUCUAAAAACUUUCUUCAUAGCAAAGAAUAUUUGAUAAUGGUUGCUCUUAUCUUCAGUGCGAGGUAUUUGAAUGAGAACUCACUUUUCUAAACCAAACACGUUAGUUACGUUGUAUAUCUGAGAGCAUAGAAAGUAUUCUUGCGUAGAUUUAAACGUGGUCUACUUCACUGAAUAGCAGUAAGCUGAGAAGCUUUGGAGGUGACACUGGAAAACUGUAGUUUCUAUCUUUGUAAAUAUGUUAAGUCUGUCUUUGCAUUUUCUAUUCCAACACAGACUUCCACCUUCUCCUUCCAACUCCACUUGUUCCAUAAAACACUGUGUAGGAAUAACAUUGCUGUAUUUUCCCUUGGUUUUUAAAAACAAGGAUCUUUGCCCUUCAGUAGCAUCCUGGGGUAGUUAACUCCAAGUUGUAACUAAGUUGUUUUAAAUGAUGUUGCCAGAUGCAAGGAAAAAUAAAUAUUUAGUGGCUCACUUUAAAAAAAGUUACACAGGAAGAGCGGUGCAUUCCUAAUAGUUCUUUUGGGCUAGUGUUUCAUAAUCGCCUUAUGCUUUAUUUUGAUUAUUUUUUUUCUUCCUUUGAGAUUUACUUUGACUGAACCAUAAGAAACCCAUAACUGAAAGGAUUUAGUUUGAUGUGUUGUUCCCAAUACAUACAACAAGACUAUAAGGACGUUGUGAAUCUGCUGGUGAACGUGGCAGUUCGCAAAAAUUAUGUGCAAACAUAAAGGAGCUUAUAUUUUAUUCAAAGUAAAAUUCAUAAUAUUUCCUUUUGGUUAGAACCAUUUAGAUGGUAUUGCCAAAGGAACAACUUUUUUCAGUUACUUCUGAAUAAACUUAUUAAAAUGUCAUCUUUAUAUUGGAUUGAAGUUUUUAUGAACAUUUCCUUAGUUUUUAGACUGUGAGCUUUUGCUUCAUCCUUUAUUUUAGGAAUACUAUUAAGCCUUCCACCUACUACUGAAUGGGGGGACUUAAAGAAACUUUGUAGGUUUGUUACCUGAGCAAUCACAGAAGAACACCAAUGGAACAGCUGUGAAUGGGGGCCAAAACAGAAGGAUGAACUAAGCAAGUUUAUAGUAGCAUAGAUUUUUUUUAAAGGUUUAAUGGUAACUAAGUCACAGAGACCCAUUUGUUUUUUUUAUGGAAAGACUGGUCCAGGCUUUCAAUUAAGUAAAAGUUGCUUAAAAAAUUAUAACGAUUAAUAAAUACUGUUGAGUCUUCUAGGUAAAACUGCUUUUAUUCACUGAAAUGAUACAGAGUAACGUGGUACUUUGGAAAUAACUGCACUGGUAAAAAUUAUAAAGAGUGCUCUAAGCCCAUUUCCAACAUAGUGACAAGAUGCUAUAACAUCAAGAGAAUAUUAAUGUGGAAGUGAGUUUUAUACCUGUCUGUACAGUUCCCCAUUUAAGCAUAUUUCUUAAUUACAUUCAGCACAUACAGUGCUGUUAGUGCUUCAGAUAGACCUAAGCCCAGGACAAAGAACAAGUCUCAGGUAGGAAGUGCCCGGUGGAAGCUGACUCUGAAGACCAAUGCCAGGUGAUGGCAGUGACUGGCUCUGCCAAGGGCGGUGUAGUUCCUCACUUCCAUGAGUGCUAGGACUGCUGUGCUACCUCCUCAGGUUAUGUCAUUUUUAUUUUUAAAAAUAAAUUCUUAUCUUUAAAAUGAGUCAUUAAACAGUUAUUCACCCCACUGUUAGGAAGCAGCUUCUCUGUGCCGAGAAGGAUGGGAAGACAUCUAGGAAUGGAGCACUAAUAGUGUGUGUCUGGAAAUCUGGGCUAGAUGCGAAUGCCAGACAGGCCAGCAGCUGAGUUCAGCAGUAGGAACAUCUGCAGUUGAUCAGCUGUCCUGUCAUAAGCAUGUGUUAUUGGGGUUAGAGGGUUUCUUGGAGCCUGAGAAUAUGGGUUUGAUUCAAAAGUCAAAGAAGUUUGUAGAAACGCUCCUGCUUUGGGUUUUGAAUCUAUCCCAAAGAGGCUGAGGUUCAGCCAACUUAAACAAGUUUUAAGAAUUUUUAUUCAGUUGGGGUUUAAAAAAAAAAAGACAAAAAUGGGUGGCUUUGGAACAAAGACGUGAAAUUGCCUCAGAUCUAUUUAAAUGUAGGAGGCAACGUAAACAAUGCCUGUUUAAUGACGAGAUGGAUCCUCUUUAAAGGUGGUUGCAGUAGAUUGUUGCUUGUGCAUAGACAAUGUACAACGCAUUGCUGGUUAUUUUAGCUGCUUAUUGCAGUAGCUGGGUAUCAGAACCACGUGUAAACGUACUCACUAUAUGUAUGUAUGUCUAUAUGCCUUUUAGUAUACACAUACAUACAUACGCACACCCUGUAUUGUCACCGUAUCUUACUAAUACCUUAAACUCAGUAGCAAAAGUAGCAAUUAGGUGAGUCACUUGUGAAAAUGUUUGUGUUUUGUUAGUUCUCAAAUUCUAACUUAAAACUGGAUCUUGUUGGCAAUGAUCAGUUUGAGUGGUACAUCUCUUCUAGUUCUAUUUGUUGUCUCCUCCCUCCCUCCCCCCCAAAACAAACAAACAAACAAACAACACAAAGGAAGUAGAGGUAAAGCUAGAUGAACGUGUUACAUCCAUGUUCUCUUUCAGCACGUAGUUAAAUCUGAACAUCUUAAGUUAACUUUCUUGGAAGAUCUGUUGCAACCAUUAUCUUGUUCUUUCUUGAUCAUGCAUUCAAAAUACAGCGCAAAAAAAAAAAAAAAAGGAACAUUCAAUGUAGUAUGUAAAUAUUGAACUUUUAAAAUUAAAAUGUUACUCAAAGUGCUUACAGUCAAACACAUCUUAGCUACCUGUUAGUUUUUUGUGUUGUCUUAUCUAAGUUUAAUGGAUAAAGUUCCAUAAAUGUUGAUGUGUUUUUGUGUAUAUCUUCAAAUUUUUAUAAAGAUGCUAGUAAGUCAAUACAUACAUCCUGAUCUGUGUAUUAUUUGUUCACAAUUUUUAUUAGCAUAAUUUUAUAAUGAUUUUAAUAGGCAACUCCAGUAGGUGAUUAUAUUGAGCCAUCUUUUUUUUUUUUGGAAUUUUGUUUUCAUCUGUAGCUCUGGAGAAUUCACUUCAUAACUAAUCAUAUUUUGCUUUGACUGAAAGAUUGGAUUGCCCAUAUGAUCUGUGAUAUUUUAGCAAAAUGUUCUGCAUUAAAAAAAAAAAAGGAAAGGUUUUUAAAAAGCUCAACGUUAAAGGGAAAACAGUACACUGUCAGACUAAGGCAUGGGUUUAUAGGUCUGUUUGGUUCUGCUGUACAAGCACAGAUAGGUCUGCUUUGUAAUACUGUUCUCAAAAGUUUGGGCUAUUUUCGUUUUACACAUAAUUCAAGUUGGUCUUGUAAAACUUGCUUUCAUCACAAUGUUAGCAAUUGAUGUGGCACAUAAUGUACGAUGAAACAAUUUGGAGUGUUUGAAAAGCUCAGUACAAUUGUUGCUAGGUAGGAGGAGGAUGGGUCCGUAGCAUUUUCACAGCUGAAGGAGCUGCCAUGCAAAUGUUUUCCCUCUAAGUAGUGGUAAGAGUAAAUUUAGACGGGGUAAUUGUUCUUAGUCUACCUAUAUAUCACCAGUAUGACUUCAAGAAGAAUAUUGGCAUCCCAUCUGUAAAGUAUCUUCAAGAUACGUAGCUUAUUCCCCAGUUUAAUUCUGAAAAAUAACUUGAGAUUUCCAAAUUUCUGUUUUAAAAAAAUACGGCCUUCCAGCCACUAAAAUGCCAAAUAGACUGAGCAUUUUCGUUUGAUGUUAGGUUUCCACUGCAAGUGUUUAGAUGAGAUUUUUUUUUUUUUAUAAAACUGUAGGUUAUUUGAGAACAUGUGCCUUGAGGGUCUUCAUAGUUUUUUUUCUCGACAUAAUCUAUCUACUUGGAAUAAGAAACAAAUUUUUAUUUAUUUUUUAAUAUUUUUUAUAUAGUAUUUUUUAUAUUUAUAUAUAGUAUCUUCUGUUUAGCUUUAUAUUGUGCAGUUACCUGAGAAACUGCUGUAUGCACUUUCUAUGGUUACAGAAAGUAACUGUGUGUAUGUAUGUGUGUGUGGGUGUGCUGCCCUUACACUACGGGUGAGAGGGCGGGAGGGAGGGUGUGGGUUUUCAUUUGCUGUUUCUUUUUGCCUGUUUGUCGUACUGGGGAGAUUUCCUGGAUUUGUUCUCUGGCAUAGCAUUGUGUUGUUCUGUCCUUCGCCUGGUACCAUGUUUGUUACGUGGGUUGUGAUGCUCGAAGGUAGAAAUCUGGCUUUCACAUGCUCCCUGUUAAAAAGGCAUUUUUGUUUGUUGAGACAUGAACCUUUUUAAAAUUAUUUUUUGUGCUUUUUAAUUUUUAGCAGCAUGUUGGAUGAGAAAUAAAUUUGAAGGAAAAUGAACAGGUUGCAGAAAGUUAGCUAUGUUAUAAAGGGUAUGUAUGGGUCAUUUAGGGUAACAUAGGGCUUUUGUUUCAAUGUUACCUUAAAUCAUGCCUUAACCAUUAAUUCAUAAACAUAAUUGUGGAAGUAUUUUAUCUUCAAUUAGUGUUAAAUCCUAAGGAUUUUAUGUAAGGUUUUUUUGUAACCUAAUUUUUAAUCACGAAGAUGACUUAUUGUCUACAUGAGCACAGGGCCUUGUGUACAAAACCUGAUUCAUAUUGGAUCCUUACGUAUACCAUCUUCUGGUAUAAUAUGGUUGGGAAGGAUCAUUUUGUUCUUUAUAACACUACUUUUUGCAGGGUUGUUUUUUUGCUUUUUCUUUUUUUAAUUUAUAUUUUAUAAUUUUUUAUUUUUCUUUUUCUAUUUCUAUGCUUAUUUUGGUGGAAAGUGUGGUCCCUAUUGCACUAGACAAAACCUCAAGGGGAAAGUUAAUCUCACUGGGUCUUUUAGGUGCCUGUGUUGCUUUCUCACUUCUUGGUUGGAUACAUGUUUUUCUAACUAACAGGAAAUGGGCCUUGUAUACACACAGCUUUUCAACACGUUGCAUUCCUUGUUUCAUGUAACAGCGCUCAGGUUAAGCCAUUUUUUACCAUCUGAAUAAUUUUAAUCAUUAAGAAUGUUUUCGUAAAGGCGUAUGGUUAAAUGGAGCUGUAUUGCGAUGUUGUGUGUAGUUACUUGGAAGAUCACAGUUUAAACAGAGCACUGCUGUGUUAAUGUUGCAUUCGUUCACUGGUUCAAAAUUAUCUCUAUGUACAUCUAAUGGUUUUUAAUAUCCGCUGUAUUUUUUCCUAGUGUCCGUCAGGCCGACUUCUGAAUAGUUUUAUUUCCAUGUAAAUAAUAUUUUCUUUUGCAGGAUUUCUUUUGCAGGCAGCGAAACUCUUCAACUGUUUAAUUUCUAAUUUAUACACAUUUUCACUUACAGACACACCAAAGAUGAGAUGCUAACUCUAAUUUAUUCACAGCUGAUCUUCUAUGCCACUGUGUAUAAUUUUUAUUGACACAAAUUGCCCUUAGAAUGAGUCAACUUUCUUUUCUCUUGUGGUGCCCUUUUCCUCUACCCUGUGCAUUACCUCAUUUCCAUCUCAUUUGCCCCUAUUUUUCCAUUCCCACAAGGAUAUUUGUAUCCUUGUUAUGUUCUUGAUCUUUUGACUCUAUGUUCAUCCCUCCAGACUUCAUCCUAUCUUAGUGCAUAGCAUGCAAUCUUUUGCUGUAUUUUCUGUUCUGUUCUCACUUACAGCCCUUUUGAUACUGAAGACUAAGUCUUCCAUGCUGGAAGCAUUAGCAUACUGUAUUUUUCUUUGCAGACUUCAUAGUACCUGAAUUUGAAGUUGCGUUUACAGGUGUCACACCUUAGGAGAUGCUGCCCAUACCAGAGCACUGGAGAAAUACCACUUAACAGUCUUGCUUUGCAGUUUUAUCUGUGUUGGAGAAUUACAGCAUUUUUAUACAUGCUCUAGCAUUUGUGGCAAGCCAGGAGGAACAGGAUUAACAACUCUUUUAUCCUUUUUACUUUUUCAGGAGUUCUGUUCUUGAAUUCAGUGAUAGUAAUAGCGCUUUUUUAUUGUCACUUAGAAAUACAAGCACUGUCGACACAAUUCUACCUCCUAUUACUAUUACUGAAUGUGAUCCUUCCUAACCUAUAAAGUCUUAAAUGCUGUAUAUAUAUUUAGGUGUUUUGAGAAUCACUUAAAAUGUAUUGCUCUAAUCUGGAUGACAGAGUUUGUUUAUUAGCAGUUCAGAAUAUAAAUUCAACAGCCGACUGUAUCAUUCUGACUCCACUGGGGGUUCAUCUGCCUCAUGUUUUCUACAGCAUCAUCUGCACAAGCUGUUUACUUCAUUUCGUGAAUGUAACACUGAACUAUUCCAAAUCCUCCACUUGCAUAAGAGAUCUUUGUCAUACCUCUUUAAGUGAAUGUAAAAAUGGCAACACAAAAAUAAUCUCAUGCAAGUUUUUUUACAUGUAAUUCCUUGUUUACAAUGUCAACAUGCAAAUAUAUUUAUUGUACCUAAAAUAUGUGAAUAAAACUUUAUUUUCCUCAUGA
Molecule: messenger RNA, 10564 nt
Organism: Anas platyrhynchos (mallard)
Lineage: Eukaryota; Metazoa; Chordata; Aves; Anseriformes; Anatidae
Gene: RBM33
Product: RNA binding motif protein 33
Molecular function (GO): RNA binding
Source: RefSeq, a predicted model, not a curated record